Messenger RNA from Cygnus atratus (black swan), 3014 nucleotides. It is a transcript of the gene AP3M2, whose product is annotated as adaptor related protein complex 3 subunit mu 2. Gene Ontology annotation, biological process: endocytosis; intracellular protein transport. The transcript has 8 exons. Bases 108 to 1364 code for a protein of 418 amino acids. The record is from RefSeq and is a predicted model, not a curated record. Gene Ontology annotation, cellular component: clathrin adaptor complex; cytoplasmic vesicle. Lineage: Eukaryota; Metazoa; Chordata; Aves; Anseriformes; Anatidae.
CGGGGCCGGGCCGGCGGGGGCCGGAGGAGCCGAGGGGAGGCGAGGAGAGGAGAGGUCCGGCUGCGGCCCCUGCCCCUGCCCCGGCCCCGGCCGCGGCCGCCGCCGCCAUGAUCCACAGCCUGUUCCUGAUCAACGCGUCGGGGGACAUCUUCCUGGAAAAGCACUGGAAGAGCGCCGUCAGCCGCUCCGUCUGCGACUACUUCUUCGAGGCGCAGGAGAGGGCCUCGGAGGCGGAGAACGUGCCGCCGGUGAUCCCCACGCCGCACCACUGCCUGCUCAGCGUCUACCGCCACAAGAUCUUCUUCGUGGCCGUCAUCCAGAGCGAGGUGCCGCCCCUCUUCGUCAUCGAGUUCCUGCACCGCGUCGUCGACACCUUCCAGGAUUACUUUGGUGUCUGUUCAGAGGUGAUGAUCAAGGACAAUGUUGUAGUGGUUUAUGAGGUGCUGGAAGAGAUGCUGGACAAUGGCUUUCCAUUGGCAACAGAAUCCAAUAUUCUCAAGGAGCUGAUAAAACCUCCAACAAUCCUGCGAACAGUUGUCAACACCAUCACAGGAAGCACUAAUGUGGGUGACCAGCUUCCUACUGGACAGCUAUCAGUGGUGCCUUGGAGACGUACUGGUGUAAAAUAUACCAACAAUGAGGCAUACUUUGAUGUGAUUGAGGAAAUAGAUGCAAUCAUUGACAAAUCAGGUUCCACAAUUACUGCUGAAAUCCAAGGGGUGAUUGAUGCUUGUGUCAAGCUGACUGGGAUGCCAGACCUUACCCUGUCCUUUAUGAACCCUCGGUUGUUGGAUGAUGUCAGCUUUCAUCCAUGUGUACGGUUUAAGCGCUGGGAGUCAGAGAGAAUACUCUCCUUUAUUCCUCCUGAUGGAAAUUUUCGCUUGCUGUCUUACCAUGUCAGUGCUCAGAAUCUUGUGGCAAUUCCUGUCUAUGUUAAACACAACAUCAGUUUCCGUGAUAGCGGCUCACUGGGACGCUUUGAAAUCACAGUGGGGCCAAAGCAGACUAUGGGGAAGACUAUAGAGGGAGUGAUGGUCACUAGCCAGAUGCCAAAAGGUGUCUUAAAUAUGAGCCUCACACCCUCACAAGGAGCACACAUCUUUGACCCAGUUACAAAGUUGCUCUCAUGGGAUGUGGGGAAAAUAAACCCCCAGAAGCUGCCAAGUCUGAAGGGAAGCAUGAACCUGCAAGCUGGGACAUCAAAACCCGAUGAAAACCCCACUAUUAACCUGCAGUUUAAAAUUCAGCAGCUGGCUAUAUCUGGACUGAAGGUGAAUCGCUUGGACAUGUAUGGGGAGAAGUACAAGCCCUUCAAGGGGAUAAAAUACAUGACUAAGGCUGGAAAGUUCCAAGUCCGAACUUAAAGCAUCAUGAUAGUGAGGAAAAGCACUUUCCUGUUUCUCCUAUCCCUAGCUGUUGGAUAUAGCAUCUCCCCAAUCUGUUUAGGGUUGCUCCCUUGCCUUUAGCCUGAUCAGGAUAACCAGCACUUAGUGUGCUGGGGAGAAGGGAAAAGUAAGGUUGACCUGAAGCCAUCUCAUCCCUAAAUAAGCCUGAAGUAUUAGCAGCAAUGGCAGAUGGGAGAGGAGUUCAGGUCACUUGGGACUAGUGAGUCAGAUAUAAGUUUGUACCACCUUCAUCUUACUGUCUUAAAGGAAAUUCUAGGGAUUUAUUCCCUUUUGUACAUCCUGUUCCUUAUGUUUUGGCUGGCUUUUAUCCCUUUUGUAGCUGAUAUGAAGUUGAAUUUCCACAACGUUCUAUUGCACUGUGAUGGUCUGGCAUCUGCCCUUCCCCAUCACUGGAUGUUUGGUUGGAGAGCUGUAGUUCUUGGCAGCAGAUAUUAGCUGGCCAUUCUGCCUUGAUGAGACUGAAAGAAGUGAAAAGGUAGACUGUCCCAGCCAGGAUGGGAUUUUAAGAAGCCUGAGAUUGGGGGUGGUGCCACAGAGGGAGGAAGCAGGAAAAAAUGAACACUUUUCCUUGAUAUUUUGUAAUCUAUCAUGGUCGUUAAGUUUCUUGAAUCUUUGGGGAGUAACUGGAAACCCAUCCAAAUUUUAGUAUGGAAUCCUCUGAAGAGCCACCUGUAGCACUUCUUAUCUUAUAACUGACGGAUGGCGACAUCUGAAUGUAAUUCUGCUUCUGUUCUUAUUUCCUCAAUAUUUGGAGGUAGUGUUUCUCCUGGCUUCUUUGGGGAGUCAGGGAGGAGGCAGAGGCAGGACAAGAAUUUGCUUGGAGACAUAGCACUCUGAUGGAAACUCUUUGAAACUGAAGCUGCAAAUAAAUGAAGACAAUUGCUAUCCCAGUAACUUGUUGGAACCUAUUUUUCUUUCUGCCUAACAUACCUAAAGUAACCAAAAAAAAAAAAACCUGCCUAAAAUAACAUUUUUAUUUGCAAAUGAAGGUGAUACCAAUGUUCUCCUGCUUGCUUAUGACUUUAUUUGAAAUAAUUAUGUCCUGGUACCUUUGUGAUGUUUCUGGCUGUACCACAUUCCAAUUCCUGUCUCAAUUAGCUGCUGUGCAGGUGGAUUCAAGCCUGUGUUGGAUUUCUCACUGGGACCAUCCCUUCUGCAGGAGCUGUUGCUGCAUAAGCCCAUCCCAGUCUGUGCUGCAUCUCUCUCUGUAUAGCAUACAUAAAUAUAAAAUGAGGCAUAUGCACUGUUCCAUAUUGUUUGUAAUGUGUUCUUUGGCCACUAGAUGCCAAUGUGUUAAUUUCUCUGGUAUCAGAACUUGUUACAUGUACAGUAGCUUAUGGACUACAGCAUUUGUCAGGUGGCUGUGAAGUCCAGCAUGUGUGUAGUUCAUGCUUGUGAACGGAACAAGGUGGCCCUAAACGAAGGCUAACACAAAUUCUGUUUUGCCUGUGAUGGGAUACUUGCAGUAGAUGAGUGACAUCUUGAUUUUGGAAUUGCAAUUUUCAGUUCAACUGGUGAAUGCCACAGCAGGUGGCCUUAGUGCUGAACAUAUUCAGUGCAAAUAUAAGCUUCAACAAGGGCAUCAAUAAAAUUAAUUUUCACCUGUCA